AUGCCUUCAACCAUGAACAAUAUUAAUAUUGACAGUAGCAACAUCGUGAUCAUUGACAAUAAUAACAAUGUCAAAAAGAAGCGAAAUAUUUUUCAGAAAAGUGGAUCGAAAAUUGCUUCAAAAAGUAAAAAGUUUUGUCGUCUGUUUAAUGGGAAUUAUAUCUGCAAAGGGAAAAGCAAAAAAAAUACCAGACAACCAUCAACGUUAGAUGUUCAGAUGGUGCAAGAAACAAAAGAUAUGAGAACUGCUGUUUCAUAUCAAGGAUUUAAUCCUACAUAUCCAAUACAACCAACUCAAGUCCCUAUUAUUGAUAUCAAUAAUGACGUUAACGUUAACGCUAACAAUUCUGAUGUUACUUGUUGUAAUUACGAUAAUGUUAAUGAUAAUAGUAUUUCCAAUAAUCUAAAAACAAACAUAAUCCAACAAACCAAUAGAAUAUUAGACGAAACAAUUACUUCCAUUAGUGACAAUAACCUUGUAGCCAUUGACUCCACCACUACUGAAUAUCAAUUAACAGCCUACGAUAUUGCAUGGGCUGCAAUGAUCCCAACUCCUAAAUACAAACAAACCAAAGAUCCCAGAGAUUUCAUGUUGUCGUUCCCUGAAUGUUUUCGAUGGCUGGUGAAUUAUCAGGAUCUAAAAGGAAGUUGGGGAAAGAUCGGCGUGAAAAGUAUUGUUCCCUCCUUAUCGUCACUUUUGUCGCUUAAAUUUUUUAGAGCUUGUGCGGGUGAAUAUUUCCAAGAAAAAUUGGAAGAUAUCGGAAUUACAACUGAUCAUUUUCAGCAAGUGGUUGCAAAAGGCGAAGCGUUUCUUCGUAAAACUCUAAAAAAUUGGAAUAUCGACGACAACCAGCCUAUCACUUCAUACGAAAAAAUGAUCCUAUAUUAUCUUGAGGAGCUUGAAAAAUUCAAUCCACCCAUCACUUUUGAUUUUCCAUCAAAACAAAAACUAAGAAAUAAUAAUCUCAUCAACAAUGACAUAAAUAAGCCAUUAUUAACAAAUGAUACUAAUCAUCGAUCAUUAUUUAACAUUAAUCCUGACUAUAUUCCAAUAGAGACAUUAAUGAGCAUAGUGUCCCUUCCUCAAUCUCAUUCUCCAGAUUUCUUUAUUCUUCAGAACAAUUAUCAGACAUCACCAGCAGCCACCGCUUCUUAUUUAAUCUUAGCUCCGUAUUGGGAUCAGGAAGCAUUCGGAUUGCUUCAGAAUUCAGUUAACAAUUGGAGAAUAGUUCUUGCGACAAUUGGUCAAAAUAUUAAAACUACAUCCACACCCUAUUAUGAUUUCGAAUCUUGUUUUGUGAUCGAAUGUCUUGGUGAAUUAAUUAUGGACAUUGAUAGUGCAUCACCAAAUGACAAUAAUUUUUCACCAUCAUUUUAUCAAGAAUGGCAAAUGAAAUUCGAAGACACUGUUAAAUAUCUAAGAGAUCAGCUCGAAGAACAAGAUGGUAUUUUCUUGACGAGAACUCCUCAUAAAGAUAAUAAAUCCCUAUAUGAGAUCAAUUGUACCGCACUCGUCUUACGCUUGAUUACACAAUUUGAUCCGUUAAAUCGUAUGGAAGUUGAACCGUUUAUCCAAUCGUUUUGGAAUGGAAAAUACUUUAGUCACCUACUCAAUCACAAUCAAAAAGUUACGUCGACUAUAUACAAUGCCCACGCGUUAACUAUUCUGUUGAUAGAACGUGAAAAGUUGAAAACCCAAAAAAAAUACAGGAUCUCUUAUGAAGUGGAGACAGCCCUCGGAAAACAAAGCUUCAACCUCGACUAUCUAAUCAACAGCACAAUAUUAUUCAUCCAGUCACAACGCACCGAAAACUUUGUUUGGUUGGAUGACGCGCCACACGCUACGCCAUGGUACACCACGAUGCAGACCAUAAAAACACUUUUAUCACUUGUCGAGCAUCCACGAACCCUUGUCUCAACCUCUUUCAAGAACAAACCGUCGCUUAUGGCAUAUUGUCGCUCAACUAUUGAUCAUGCGCUCGCCACACAGCAUCCAGACGGUAGCUGGGGAGAAACUCCCGCGUAUGACGCGCUAGGAAAUCUAGAGGAAACGAGUUACGUCGUACGAUUGUUGAAAAUCGCGAAUGAAUAUUGGGCAUCAGAUCAUGCAUUAAUGAACGCGCUUGCAAGAGGAUGUGAUUAUCUUCUUCGACAUUUUGAUGCUGCAAUGAAUGAUCCCAGUUAUUUUUAUAAUUGUGAGCCUCCGCUUUGGGGAAAUUAUAUGGCGCAAAGAUUGAUCCGUGCGUCGAUACUUUGCGCACUUAGUGAUCCAUCUUUAAAAAACAAAGAAGAUAAUAUUGAUAGUUAUUAA
Molecule: messenger RNA, 2310 nt
Organism: Ambispora leptoticha
Lineage: Eukaryota; Fungi; Glomeromycota; Glomeromycetes; Archaeosporales; Ambisporaceae
Source: the annotation of a GenBank genome assembly